AUGCGCUCCUUCCGCGCGCUGGCACUCCUGGUGCUGGCCGCGUCCGCGCCGGCCGCCGUCGACGCCAUUGUGUACAAGGACCAAGUCGGCGACAUUGACUUCCACCACCAGCUCGUUGGCCUGCCCCAGCGCGACGCCACCUUCUUCCACCGCCCACGUCGUGAUGACAAGGCGAGCCUACUCUAUACACUAAGCGACGUCGGCGUGCUGGGCGCCGUUAAUCCGAGCAGUGGCGCGCUCGUCUGGCGGCAACUGCUUGGCGAAAAUGACGAUGACGCUGCCAAAGCCGACGCAUCGUUUGGAAAGGGCCACGUCGAGGCUGUCGAGGGCGAGGGCUGGCUGGCCGCAGGCCUGGGCCACUCGGUGCAUGCCUGGAACGCUGUGUCGGGCCGGAGCGUGUGGUGGGCGGACUUUGCGGGCGAGGUGGCAGAUGUCGCAGUCGCCGGGGCAGCAGACAAGGUGGACACGGACACGGCUACGCUUCGCAGAGACGUUCUGGCACUCCUCCUCGAAGACGGCCACGUUGUGCUGCGUCGUCUGACGGGAAACGAUGGCCACGUUGUGUGGGAGCACCGCGAAACACAUACGGGCAACCCUUCGCUCAAGAUUGCCGCAUCGGCCGACCGGGUCUACGCCGUCAGCAUUGCCCCGGGAGCGACUGGUCUCAAGGUCCUGGCUGUGGACGCAAAAACAGGCCAUCGCGUUGAGGAUCACGCUCUUGCCAGUGACAUCCACGCCGUUUCGGACGUCCUGUUUGUCGGCGGCGGCAUCGUGGCCUGGACUGACAGUGGCCGCACGAAGAUUAAGGUCAGCGUGCUCGGCACCAAGCAGAAGCACGAGUUUGCACUGCCUGAGCGCACAGAGAGUGUGAUUGUUCAUGCCCUGCGCAGCCAGUCUUCGUCGCCUUCGUUCCUUGUUCACACGCGCACGGCGGACGCCCAUCGCGGCCAAGUCUACCACGUUGACCUGAACAAGGGUUCCGUGCAAAAGGCGUACGACCUACCCCAGCAGCCCGGUGCUGGCGCCUUCGCCGUGACUGCGUCCGACGCCGAUGCUGUCUACUUUACGCGCAUCACGGACGACGAGGUCGUUUUGUUCAACUCGGUCUCGCACGGCAUUCUGGGCCGUUGGCCCGUUGCCCAAGGGGCUCCUCUGCAUGCAUCGGGCGCCGCAGCGGCCGAGGUUGCAGCUCGCCCGGGUGCCGGUAUCGAGAUUAGCUAUGCUGUCCGGACCGCCGUGCUCACGGCCGAUGAGGACUGGGUUCUUAUCCGCAACAACGGCCAGCGUACCUGGUCGCGUCCCGAAGGCCUGACGGGCGCUGUGGCUGCUGCCCUCGCCGAUCGUCCCGAAUCCGAGCAGCUUGUGCGUGCUCUCGAGGAGGAAGAGGCCCAGAGUCCGCUUGCGGCAUAUGUGCACCGUGUUCGGCGCCAUGUGGAAGACCUCGCGCACCUUCCGGCGUUCCUGCAGUCGCUGCCGGGAAAACUUCUGCGCAGCAUCCUUGGCGGCGCCAGCUCCGACGACGCCACCCCUGUUGCCGACCCCUUCGGUUUCCACAAGUUGGCCAUCCUUGCCACCCGCCGCGGCCGCCUCUACGGCCUGGACGCCGCCAGCCCCGGUUCCGUGCUGUGGACGGCAAAGGCAGUCGACACCGCAUCUGGCCCCUGGAAGGUCCAGAAAAUCUACGUUGAUGAGGCGAACGGCGUGGCUACGGUUGUCGGUGCGACCGCCGGCGAGUCUGUUGCCGUCAAAAUUCAGACGGGCGAGAUUAUUGUGUCGACUGUCAACGACAAUGUGAACGGUGCCGUGGCGAGCGCCGUGCUGGUCAACAGCGCGUCUGGUCCCUAUCUCCUGCCCGUGCCCGAGGACGGCUCCGUCCCUGCCAUUCCCGUCGACAAGUGCCCCACCGAGUCCAUUGUCAUUCGCGAACACGCAUCUGCGGCUGGCAUUCGUGGCGUGCGCUUCGUGGCAUCGCCCGAUGCGUGUGCCCAGGAGACGACCUGGACGUUUUCGGUACCACCGCAGUUCCGCAUUGUGGAUGUGGCCACACGUCCUGCGCACGACCCUGUGGCGUCGAUUGGCCGUGUGCUGGGCGACCGCACCGUGCUCUACAAGUACCUCAACCCGAACCUUGCUGUCGUCGCCGCCAUCAACGACGAGACGGGCGUGCUCAUGACCUUCUUGCUCGACACGGUCUCGGGGCAGCUGCUGUCGUCAGCCACGUACGAUGGCGUCGACGGCUCAAAGCCCGUCGAGUGCCUGCUGUUUGAAAACACGUUCCUCUGCACGUACUUUGCGGACUACCGUGUGUCCAUCGGCGGCGAUGCUGUCCAGACCAUCAAGGGCUACCAUCUGGCGGUCAGCGACAUGUACGAGUCGACCGAGCCCAACAACCGCGGCGUGCUCGGCAGCGCGGCCCAGAACACGUCGGCUGUGGAGCCCCUGGAGGUGGUGUCGGACACCGCGGCCGGCCAGCCGCUGCUUUUGCCUGCCGUCACGUCGGCCACCUGGGUUGUCGGCUCGCGCCUGACGAGCCUCGCUGUCACGCAGACGCGCCAGGGCAUCAGCGUGCGCCAUGUGUUGGCAUACGUGCCGCGCCUGCACGGCAUCGUGGGUCUCCCUCGCGUCGGUGCCGUGCUCGACCCCCGGCGCCCCGUUGGGCGCGCCGCUACGCCCCAGGAGGCCGAGGAGGGCCUGGUGCCGUACGCGCCGCAGCUCGAGAUCGAUCCGCGGCUUGUGGUGUCGCACGAGCGCGACGUGCUCGGCAUCCAGCAGAUCGUGACGGCAGCGACGCACGUCGAGUCGACGAGUCUGGUGCUGGCGUUUGGUCGUGUGGACGUGUUCGGCACGCGUGUGGCGCCGUCGCUGGCGUUUGACCUGCUCGACAAGGGCUUCGGCAAGCUGUCGAUGCUGGCAACGGUGGCGGCGCUGGCGGUGGGUGUGUUUGUGCUGCGUCCCAUUGUGACCAAGAAGCAGAUCAAUCUGCGGUGGAAGGCCCUGUUGUAG
This is a messenger RNA of Sporothrix brasiliensis 5110, 3003 nucleotides long. RefSeq lists its product as uncharacterized. The record is from RefSeq and is a predicted model, not a curated record. NCBI's taxonomy places the organism in Eukaryota, Fungi, Ascomycota, Sordariomycetes, Ophiostomatales, Ophiostomataceae. Gene Ontology annotation, biological process: protein folding in endoplasmic reticulum. Gene Ontology annotation, cellular component: EMC complex. Bases 1 to 3003 code for a protein of 1000 amino acids. The transcript has a single exon.